This is a messenger RNA of Perkinsus marinus ATCC 50983, 251 nucleotides long. RefSeq lists its product as hypothetical. The annotation marks the transcript as partial. NCBI's taxonomy places the organism in Eukaryota, Perkinsozoa, Perkinsida, Perkinsidae. The transcript has a single exon. The record is from RefSeq and is a predicted model, not a curated record.
CAAGGUAGUCAGUGUUGUCGAGAGAGGGCAGAGACGAUGGGCCGACCUUUGGUGUCUAAAGGCUGAAAAGGUCAGGUUGAAGGUCACCACCGCAACGGAGACGCCUGGCUACGCCUUGGUCAGAGUUGCGGUAGAUGAGAGGUCGCCGGAUACGGUACUCAAGCCUGGACGGCCGAGAGAAUUAAAGAGCGAGGACUCAGUGACUGUAGUGGCGAAUCGGAUCACUGGUGAGCUAGCGAUCUAUAUCAACG